UUUGAUACGCAAUUCUGCUCUGGAAAAGCACAGUCGUUUCAGUUUCUCAGUAAGAAGCUAGCCUUGGCGAUUGACUCACUACAAACUCAACGAGGAUAUUUCGCAGAACAAGUUAAUCGUUUUUUCAAUCCUAUAUUUUCAAAGGUAUUUGUGGACAACUUCAUUGAAGUAGGCUUCUGCGUCCAAUCUCGUGCCUUUGCGCAUGCUCAUUUGACUCCAAAGAAUCGUGCUGAAAUAGAUAGAAUAGUUAAGCCAUACCAUGGCAUACUACUGCUAGAAGAUGUAUGGCCAAGUCCGGAUGCGAACCCGUCGGUAACCUUGCUUCUGAAGCAUUGUGAACCAGAUCGAUCAAUUUUAGAUAUGUCGACUGCUUCGGGAAUACCUCUUUUGCAGGUAUUUCUUAUUGUGCGUCACUUACUUUUAUGGGCUCGUGCUAUUGUUAUCUAUCCGCUAUGCAAUACAAAUGUCUACGCUUCUGCCACCUACCCGAAGCCGUUGAGAAGGGAGGCCCUCCAUGUCGUAGCGAACUUGAUGUGGCUGAAAAGCCCAAGUUCAGUAUGA
Messenger RNA from Haemonchus placei, 561 nucleotides. NCBI's taxonomy places the organism in Eukaryota, Metazoa, Nematoda, Chromadorea, Rhabditida, Trichostrongylidae. The record is from the annotation of a GenBank genome assembly.